Dimorphilus gyrociliatus is the source of this 4054-nucleotide messenger RNA. The record is from the annotation of a GenBank genome assembly. Lineage: Eukaryota; Metazoa; Annelida; Polychaeta; Dinophilidae.
AGAAGAGGAUGAGCAGGCAUGCUAGACUGCUUAAUAGUGACGCUUUUACUAGCUGGUUUUACUGAAUCGUUCGUUUGGAAAUUAUCCAGUGACGGAACUAAUUACGAUGGUGGUAAAGAUCUAUCUUGCGGUAGAACAUACACCAAACCUUGUAGAACUCUACAACAGGUUUUUGUUCUACUUGGGGAGAAUGAUACGAUUGAAUUAAUGGACAGUGGUCCAUUCGAGUUAUGCGAGGACGAAGUAUUAUACGUGAACAAUUUAUGGAUUCGAAGCGUUGUCAGAUCCAUAAUUGGCUGCACACGAGAGUCCAAUGCCACCAUCAAGAUUAUUAAAGAAUUAAAAAAUGAUACCUCUGAUUUUGGGAUACUGAUGCUUAGUCGUGUUACUAUUCAAAAUUUAGCAAUUUCAGCGAUGAGCUUAAAUUUUACAAUUGACGAAUGUAAGUUAAUUGACUCUUCAAUAAAUAUAGAAUGGGACGGCGGAAUUCCAGGAAGAGAUGUCAAUAUUAGAAGAUCAAAAUUUGUAGGUUCUGUGAGAAAAAGUGAUAGAAAAGACUUGAUAACCCCUACAAAUAUAGCUAUAAUACAGAAAGUAUAUCGUGAGCUAACUUCUGAUAUGAUAUCUGCUGACCAAUUUAGAAUUAAUAUCGAAGAUUCUUCAUUUAUUCACGCAAAAUUAAAAAUUGAAGUGAUCACUCCACCAAUUAUCCGUUUUAUAAAUCUUACGUUCGAUAAUGACCCAACAAAGUUGGCAAUUAUGAAUUUUAUCGAAAUUAAAUUACGAUACGACACCAUGAAGUCACCUUCCUCCUUCUAUGGAGAAGGUUUAAUAAUCAAGAAUCAAUACCACGAUAAUCCAAUGCAGGGUGUUAUAACCUUAUGGGAAGCAGCACUAACGUAUCGUCUUUUUUGUCGAUGGGUAAAAAAUUAUACUUACCAUCGUUUUACUUUAAAAGAUUCUUUAUUCGAAAAUAAUGAAAGGGGAGUCGUAGUCAAUGGGUGCAUCAAUAACACAUUAAUUGAAAAUUGUAAAUUUGUUCGCAAUAUUGCGAUGCAUGCUGGAGCCGGUUUUCUUGCACUUUUUGGACCAGAACGGUCAAGCAACUUACUAUGGACUGGUAAAAUAUCUAAUUCCGUCUUCUUACACAACAGAGCAGGGGAUUUUAGACCGUUUCCCCGUACUUAUGAGGAUAAUUUUAGGAAAUUAUCAGAUGGCAGUCAAGUUGGGAUUUACUCUGAGUUCGUUAAAGGUACAAUUGUACUUGCUGGUAAAGCUGGAGCUAUUCGGGUUCAAAGAGGCACUCUGUAUGUAACCAGCUGCAUAUUUGUUAAUAAUUCGGCGCUCGUAUUGGGUGGAACGCUCUUUGUAGAUAGAUCCGGAGACUUGAAAAUUAGUAAUACAACUAUAACGAAUGUUUUCAAUCGGGAUCUACUUGUUCAAGGUGAUACACUAUAUUCAAAUGGAAACGUUAGUAUCGAAGGACUUGUUCUCAACAUAACAAACGCACAUAAUGAGAAAACAAUGCUUAGGCACAGUGGUAAACAUUGGUCCAUUGUCGUCUAUGAUAUAAACAUCACUUGUCCAUUGGGUCACCGAUUAAGAGUCUUGAAUAACUCCGCCUAUAAAGUUAAAGCUGAAGUUGGCCUUUUAAGUAGCUAUAAGCUCGAUCAAUUGUCCUACUAUUGCGAAUCUUGUCCUAGGCAUAAAUAUGCUAUUAGACAAGGAAAAAUGUCAUCUACCCUCGUGGCAGAGUCAACUGAUUUAUUUUUUUAUACUCUCAUGAUCAAUGGGGAUUCUGCCAAUCGUCGCUUUACUGGAAGUUAUAAAUAUGAUGACAUAGAGUGUCUGCAAUGUCCGUAUGGGGCUCAAUGUUCUCAAGGGGCACCGGAAGCGCAGCCAAAUUUUUGGGGUUACAGUUAUCGCUCUGGCAUAAAAUUUCAAUUGUGUCCAAAUGGUUAUUGCUGCGCUGAUGUGAAGUGCUCGAAAUUUGACGCUUGUGCACAUCUGAGAAGAGGACGAUUAUGUGGGAGGUGUAUGGAAAAUUAUACAGAAGCACUUUUCUCACCUAUUUGCGUUCGUAAUGAAACUUGUGGCCCUCUAUGGAUUUGGUUCUUUCUACCCGUUUACGGAAUACUAUUUGUUUUAUUCUUGCUUUAUCAGAAAGACAUCAGGGAUUUUAUUUUUAGCGUUCCACCGCCCAAUACUCUAGUUGAGGUUCCUAAAACAAAUGGGACUGCAGCGAUCGAAGAUGAAUCAGCGUUAGAGAGAUUAAAAAAUGAUAAGACAGAUAAAGAAAGGGACAGUGAUGCAGAAGACAACGAAAUUGAAGUUCAAGUCCAAACUAAAGUUAGCCAAGAGCCUCCUCCUGAUAUAGGAGCAACCUUCCUUAUCAUAGUUUUGUACUUUUUUCAAGACGCAAAAUUACUAUAUGUUCAUACAGUUGAUAACGCUGACGCUAAUCCCAUCUAUUUAAUGCUCAAGCAUAUUUUUAUAGGACUGCUCCAAUUUCGAAUGAACGAGUUAGCGACGGUGUCUAAUUUGAAUAGAGUGUGCUUGUUACCGGGACUACAGCCUGUAUAUAAGCAACUAGUUCAAGCAGUUGUUGUUCCUUUUGUUAUAUCUCUAUUUCUUACUCUCUUCAUAAUAUGUAGAUGCAUAAAUAAAUCAUCGCUUUUCUUAACGAGAUUAUCUACAGGAUUCAUGCUUACCUUGCUGUUCACUUACCAACAACUAGCAACGACUGCUUUCAAAUUAUUGAAUUGCGUAACUGUUGGAGAUCAAUUAGUUUUAUUUUUGGAUGGCGAAGAAUUGUGCUAUAGACCUUGGCAAUACGGGGUUCUUGCCUACGCAAUUUGUUGUAUUGUGCCUUUUUGCUUGGUUUUACUGUUGGGUCCUGGUCUGUUAAGAGAUGGAAGAGUAUCGUUGCCUUCUUUCUUUUGUGCGUGUCUUUUUCCCCUACCUUUCCUGGGUUAUUGGUUGUUCCUCCGGACGAGACAGAAACCUGUCAAUGUUCCUACAAUGUCCAAUCCAACAAGAGCUGUGUAUAACGUACUACAAAGGCCUUACAAAUCAACCGAUCAAUUAACCUUCGGUCCCUAUUGCUGGGCAGGUGUAUUAAUAGCUAGAAGAUUAGUACUGGUUCUGCUGUACACGUUUACAAAUAGUCCUUUACUUAGAAUUCUCUGCAUGAUGGUUGCACUCUUUCUUAUCUUGAUUCAUCAUCAACACGUUAAGCCGUAUCGAGAUAGGAGAGGAAACGUUGCAGACACAGCAUCAGUUUCAUCUCUCCUACUUAUAGCUGGUAUAAACUUAGUAAGGGCAACAUUUCAGAGUGCUGAAUACGUUCCCCAUGGUCCCAAUGUUACGCUUAUGACUAUUCUGAAAGCUCUUGAAAGUCUACUAACAUUAUGGGUUCCUGUUUUGUUUGGUACCAUUGUUUUAGUAGUACUCUUUGGGAAAUUGUGCGUUAAAUUUAUAGUCAGAAAAAUUUUUACAAAGAAAAGCCUUAAACAACCGGAAAGAAGUAAUGAAAAUGUUUGUUUGAAUAAGGUUACUAGUUUAUAAUAACUGAAUUAUAACAAUGCCAAAAGAACAUGAACGAAAUUUAAAAAAAGGUUUUUUAAUUGAAACACAUUGUAUUCAUCAUCGUUUUCGUAAGAAAAACUCUGAAAAAAGGAAAUUUUGUAAUAAGAAAAUAGAAGAAAUUAUUUUACAAAAAUCAGAAAACAAUUUAGAAAUCGGAAAAAGUUAACUUUUCUUAAUUGUGUAAAAGAAAACAUAGACUGUAAGGAGGAAAUGAAGAAAAGAAGAAGAAGAAUAUGGCGUUUAUUAUAAUAAUGGUAUAAAUCUACAAAACACAUAAAAAAUGAACGAGAAUCAAGUAAAUAAAGAAGAUUAAAUCUAUUAUCCAAUAUCUAAUAUAAAAAUUUUAAGAGGUUAAUUAUUCAUUUCUUUAAUCAAUUUUGUUGAUGUUUUAAAAAUCAAAAGAGAAAUUUUAUAUUCAAUAAUUAAUAAAUAAAAAUUUAACAAUCUUUAAGAACAAACCAAUUAC